Molecule: messenger RNA, 3516 nt
Organism: Coffea eugenioides
Lineage: Eukaryota; Viridiplantae; Streptophyta; Magnoliopsida; Gentianales; Rubiaceae
Exons: 24
Coding region: 1-3516 (1171 amino acids)
Source: RefSeq, a predicted model, not a curated record
AUGGUUCAAUUUGGUGAUAUUAUACCUACCUUGCUUCAGUUCUUUUCCGACCUGGGGAUGGAGAGCUUCGAACUUGUGGAGCGAAUGCGGAAUGCGAAUUCGGAUAUGAAGUUUGUAAAAGCUAUAAACGACCUUCUUACGCCUGAGCUAACUGGAGAAGAGGAGUCGUCUUCCGAUAGAACAAUCCGCAUUAUCACACACUUCAUUCCUGCCUUGAUCUCCGAAUUGAACUUGCCUACUACUCCUUCCCAGCGUUUUCUAGACUUGCUGAGUGCUAGAAAUUGGAAGGACUUUCAGUCCACCAAAGCUUUGAAGGAACUUCUGGUGGCGGGAAAGCCGCCGAUACAGUUCCAGAAUGAUGAAACUAGUUCAAAAUUGUCGCCGUUACUGACAGGAGAAUAUGAACUUGAAAUAUAUCCUAAACGACUGAAAAUAGGCGAGGAACAGCCAGCGAAGAUUGGAGAAGAAGGUCCAGAGAAACAUGAACCGCAUGUUGAAGUGCUGUUACCAUGGCUACAGGAUGUUGAAGGAGAAGUUCAUGCUGAAGAGGCUGCUGCACUGCCGCCAGAUGCAUUUUUACAGGAACCGGAUGAACCAAACACUGAAGGAGGUGAUGCUGGGGAUCUACAAUUCCAUAUUGAAGACUUUGUGGCUGGGGAGGUGGUCCAAGAAUUAGAUGAUCUGGAAGAAGAGGAAGACGGGCAUGCUGGAGAUGCUCCUCAGUUCCCACCGGUGCCGCCAGAUGCAUUUUUACAGGAACCGGAUGAACCAAACGCUGAAGGAGGUGAUGCUGGGGAUCUACAUUUCCAUAUUGAAGACUUUGUGGCUGGGGAGGUGGUCCAAGAAUUAGAUGAACUGGAAGAAGAGGAAAACGGGCAUGCUGGAGAUGCUCCUCAAUUCCCACCGGUGCCGCCAGGUGCAUUUUUACCGCCAGAUGUUGAAGACUUUGUGGCUGGGGAGGUGGUCCAAGAAUUAGAUGAACUGGAAGAAGAGGAAGACGGGCAUGCUGGAGAUGCUCCUCAAUUCCCACCGGUGCCGCCAGAUGCAUUUUUACUGCCCUUAGAUGAACAAGCUACUGAUUUGCGUAUCAAGUUAACAGAGGAUGUUGAAGGAGAAGUUCAUGCUGAAGAGGCUGCUGCACUGCCGCCAGAUGCAUUUUUACAGGAACCGGAUGAACCAAACACUGAAGGAGGUGAUGCUGGGGAUCUACAAUUCCAUAUUGAAGACUUUGUGGCUGGGGAGGUGGUCCAAGAAUUAGAUGAUCUGGAAGAAGAGGAAGACGGGCAUGCUGGAGAUGCUCCUCAGUUCCCACCGGUGCCGCCAGAUGCAUUUUUACAGGAACCGGAUGAACCAAACGCUGAAGGAGGUGAUGCUGGGGAUCUACAUUUCCAUAUUGAAGACUUUGUGGCUGGGGAGGUGGUCCAAGAAUUAGAUGAACUGGAAGAAGAGGAAAACGGGCAUGCUGGAGAUGCUCCUCAAUUCCCACCGGUGCCGCCAGGUGCAUUUUUACCGCCAGAUGUUGAAGACUUUGUGGCUGGGGAGGUGGUCCAAGAAUUAGAUGAACUGGAAGAAGAGGAAGACGGGCAUGCUGGAGAUGCUCCUCAAUUCCCACCGGUGCCGCCAGAUGCAUUUUUACUGCCCUUAGAUGAACAAGCUACUGAUUUGCGUAUCAAGUUAACAGAGGAUGUUGAAGGAGAAGUUCAUGCUGAAGAGGCUGCUGCACUGCCGCCAGAUGCCAUUUUUACAGGAACGGAUGAACCAAACACUGAAGGAGGUGAUGCUGGGGAUCUAGAAUUCCAUAUUGAAGACUUUGUGGCUGGGGAGGUGGUCCAAGAAUUAGAUGAUCUGAAUUAUUUUAUUCUUUAUCUUAGGAAGAAGAGGAAGACGGGCAUGCUGGAGAUGCUCCUCAGUUCCCACCGGUGCCGCCAGAUGCAUUUUUACAGGAACCGGAUGAACCAAACGCUGAAGGAGGUUGAUGCUGGGGAUCUACAUUUCCAUAUUGAAGACUUUGUGGCUGGGGAGGUGGUCCAAGAAUUAGAUGAACUGGAAGAAGAGGAAAACGGGCAUGCUGGAGAUGCUCCUCAAUUCCCACCGGUGCCGCCAGGUGCAUUUUUACCGCCAGAUGUUGAAGACUUUGUGGCUGGGGAGGUGGUCCAAGAAUUAGAUGAACUGGAAGAAGAGGAAGACGGGCAUGCUGGAGAUGCUCCUCAAUUCCCACCGGUGCCGCCAGAUGCAUUUUUACUGCCCUUAGAUGAACAAGCUACUGAUUUGCGUAUCAAGUUAACAGAGGAUGUUGAAGGAGAAGUUCAUGCUGAAGAGGCUGCUGCACUGCCGCCAGAUGCAUUUUUACAGGAACCGGAUGAACCAAACACUGAAGGAGGUGAUGCUGGGGAUCUACAAUUCCAUAUUGAAGACUUUGUGGCUGGGGAGGUGGUCCAAGAAUUAGAUGAUCUGGAAGAAGAGGAAGACGGGCAUGCUGGAGAUGCUCCUCAGUUCCCACCGGUGCCGCCAGAUGCAUUUUUACAGGAACCGGAUGAACCAAACGCUGAAGGAGGUGAUGCUGGGGAUCUACAUUUCCAUAUUGAAGACUUUGUGGCUGGGGAGGUGGUCCAAGAAUUAGAUGAACUGGAAGAAGAGGAAAACGGGCAUGCUGGAGAUGCUCCUCAAUUCCCACCGGUGCCGCCAGGUGCAUUUUUACCGCCAGAUGUUGAAGACUUUGUGGCUGGGGAGGUGGUCCAAGAAUUAGAUGAACUGGAAGAAGAGGAAGACGGGCAUGCUGGAGAUGCUCCUCAAUUCCCACCGGUGCCGCCAGAUGCAUUUUUACUGCCCUUAGAUGAACAAGCUACUGAUUUGCGUAUCAAGUUAACAGAGGAUGUUGAAGGAGAAGUUCAUGCUGAAGAGGCUGCUGCACUGCCGCCAGAUGCAUUUUUACAGGAACCGGAUGAACCAAACACUGAAGGAGGUGAUGCUGGGGAUCUACAAUUCCAUAUUGAAGACUUUGUGGCUGGGGAGGUGGUCCAAGAAUUAGAUGAUCUGGAAGAAGAGGAAGACGGGCAUGCUGGAGAUGCUCCUCAGUUCCCACCGGUGCCGCCAGAUGCAUUUUUACAGGAACCGGAUGAACCAAACGCUGAAGGAGGUGAUGCUGGGGAUCUACAUUUCCAUAUUGAAGACUUUGUGGCUGGGGAGGUGGUCCAAGAAUUAGAUGAACUGGAAGAAGAGGAAAACGGGCAUGCUGGAGAUGCUCCUCAAUUCCCACCGGUGCCGCCAGGUGCAUUUUUACCGCCAGAUGUUGAAGACUUUGUGGCUGGGGAGGUGGUCCAAGAAUUAGAUGAACUGGAAGAAGAGGAAGACGGGCAUGCUGGAGAUGCUCCUCAAUUCCCACCGGUGCCGCCAGAUGCAUUUUUACUGCCCUUAGAUGAACAAGCUACUGAUUUGCGUAUCAAGUUAACAGAGGACGGUGAGGACGUCUACAUUCCCCCAAAACCACAAGGCCCACAGACAAAACGCCAUUCCUAA